AUGAAUUUGAGAAAGAUCGAGGAUGUUAAUAUUGCAAAAUACACUAAAGAUAAUUGGGAAUCUUUAAGACAUGAAAGGGAACCUUACGCUAAAAGAGAUACGUUGUGUCUCGGAGCUUGUUUGAUAAAAUACAAUCAAGCAAUGAAAAAAACUGUCUUCCAAAACGUUUCCAAUAAUCUAACGGCUCCUUCUUUAUCUUUAAAGGGUUGGUAUUAUUUAUAUCAUUACGAUAAAGAAAUGGUUAAAGAAGAAUGGUAUGAAACUACUAGAAUGGUUCCCAAACACACCGAAAAAGAAAACGUAGAAAAAGUUUACUCGCAUACUCACCCUUUUAUAAGAUAUUUUAUCAGACAAAGUAUUAAAGGAGGAAGAGUUUCGGCAAAUCGAAAAUCAUUUGAAACGGAUAAAAUGAAUGAGAUCUGCGCCAUAUUAAAAGAAUACAAUGAAAGUGACACUGAAGGAAUAAUAGAUUUAUUCAAAGAAUACAGUAUUAACCCAAAAGAUAAAACGGAAGUUCACGCUAAACUCAAAGAACUGGACUAUUCUAAACUGAUGGCAUUUGACGCUAAUGGGUUGUACGCUUCCGCCAUGACAAAAGGGGAACAUCCUAAAGCGGAAAGUGCAAGAGCGUUUCUACCAGAAGAAGAAAUAGAAUUUGUAAAACUCUUCAAUAAACAAAAAUUCAGACCUAGAACUGCUAUUUUAAAAGUCUGGUUUGAGUAUCCCAAAAACAUGUUCUUUUAA
This is a messenger RNA of Lottia gigantea (owl limpet), 744 nucleotides long. RefSeq lists its product as hypothetical. Lineage: Eukaryota; Metazoa; Mollusca; Gastropoda; Lottiidae. Bases 1 to 744 code for a protein of 247 amino acids. The transcript has a single exon. The record is from RefSeq and is a predicted model, not a curated record.